AUGACUCCACCCAGGAAGACACUGCAGGUAACACUAGGAGAAGCACAAGCUCUUGGGUCAUGGUUCCCUCCUCUCACCAUUGCCAUGAUCACUCUGGGACUGCAGUGGCCACAGCAAGCUGCCGCCUUCCCGGCCAUACCCCUUUCCAGCCUGUUUACCAAUGCUGUGCUGAGGGCUCAGCACCUUCACCUCCUGGCUGCCGAGACAUACAAGGAGUUUGAACGCACCUAUAUUCCAGAGGACCAAAGACACACAAACAAGAAUUCCCAGGUAGCCUUUUGUUACUCGGAAGCCAUCCCUGCUCCCGUGAAGAAGGAUGAUGCUCAGCAGAAAUCAGACAUUGAGCUUCUUCAGUUUUCCCUGGUUCUCAUCCAGUCCUGGCUGACCCCGGUGCAGUACCUAAGCAAGAUGUUCACAAACAAUCUGGUUUUUGGCACCUCAGACAGAGUGUACGAAAAACUAAAGGACCUGGAAGAAGGCAUCCAAGCUCUGAUGAGGGAGCUGCAGGACCGAAGCUUCCGGGGUCCCCAGAUCCUGAAAGCCACUUACGAGAAAUUUGACAUCCACCUGCGCAGUGAGGACGCGCUGCUGCAGAACUACGGCUUGCUCUCCUGCUUCAAGAAGGACCUGCACAAAGUGGAGACUUACCUGAAAGUGAUGAAGUGCCGGCGCUACGGAGAGGGGAACUGCACCAUUUGACACUGGUGACAGUUCUGUUCCUGCUCCAGCCUCUUGCUGACCGUGGCUGCCCUACUCCUCUGAAAGAAAAUUGGAGAAUAAAC
This is a messenger RNA of Taeniopygia guttata (zebra finch), 782 nucleotides long. Its product is annotated as somatotropin. Gene Ontology annotation, biological process: positive regulation of tyrosine phosphorylation of STAT protein; response to nutrient levels; positive regulation of growth. The record is from RefSeq and is a predicted model, not a curated record. Gene Ontology annotation, cellular component: extracellular region. Gene Ontology annotation, molecular function: growth hormone receptor binding; hormone activity; growth factor activity. Lineage: Eukaryota; Metazoa; Chordata; Aves; Passeriformes; Estrildidae.